Peromyscus leucopus (white-footed mouse) is the source of this 1280-nucleotide messenger RNA. Its product is annotated as C-type lectin domain family 2 member H-like. The transcript is spliced from 5 exons. The coding region runs from base 61 to 708 and encodes 215 amino acids. NCBI's taxonomy places the organism in Eukaryota, Metazoa, Chordata, Mammalia, Rodentia, Cricetidae. The record is from RefSeq and is a predicted model, not a curated record. Gene Ontology annotation, cellular component: external side of plasma membrane.
CUGCCCAAGACUGAAAACCGUAAUUCUUCCUCUCUAGUUUCAAUUUUAGUCUUCCUGUAGAUGAGACUCAGCUCAGAGAUGCCUGGGGCAGCGGCUACAAAGGACUCCACAUGCAUGCCAGAGACAGUGUCCAUUGCCACAGACCUCUUUCAGGAGGAAGAAACAGGUAAAAAGCUCCAAGUACAAUGUCUCAGGAUCCUCUCCCCCGAGUCCCCUGUUAAGCUCUACUGCUGUUAUGCAGUGAUCGCCAUCCUCACUGCAGCUGUAAUUGCACUGUCUGUUGCUUUGUCCGAGAGACCAGUCAAUAAGACCUGUGGGCCUUGCCAUACCACCUGCCCAAGAGACUGGAUUGGAUUUGGAAGUAAAUGUUUUUAUUUUUCCGAAGACGUGAGAAGCUGGACGUUUAGCCAGACUUCCUGCAUGGCACAAGAGGCCCAUCUAGCUCGAUUUGACAGCCUGGAGGAGCUGAAUUUCCUGAAGAGACACAAGGGGGAUUCUGACCACUGGAUAGACCUGUACAGAGAGUCACCAGAGCACUCUUGGAGGUGGACAAACAACACUGAAUAUAACAACUUGGUUCCUAUCCGCGGAGAAGGAGAAUGUGUCUACCUGAGUGACAAUGGGAUCAGCAGCGGCAGAAGCUACACAUACAGGAAGUGGAUUUGUAGCAAGCCUCAGCUAUCCUUUACAAGGGCCAAUGGUUUUUAAAUGCAGGGUAGGGAAUGUGCCAAAGCAUGCCUGAGAAACAGAUGUCUGACCUGUUAUCUACAGUUGCUACUCCACUCCUGAUCUGCUAAAAUCAUCAUCAAAAUCCAAUGAUAAUGUGUGUUGACAGCAAAGAUGAAAACUCACUUAGAGGAUUAUACGUGAGGGUUCUUGGGAAAGCAUGGAUGAUUCUAAACUAAAUCAGUGUUUGAGCAAGAACCUAAAUUAUAGUCAUAUCUGUAUUAGUUAGCUCCACUUUUAUGACCAGAUAUGAAAUUUGUUUCUUUGGUCCUUGCUUUGAAUGCAGGGGACCUAAAAAUACAAGGUGACUAAACCCAUGGAAAUGAUUCAGUAAUCACAAGAAAAGUGAUAGUUGAUCUGUGAACUCUAAGUAUUUUUGUAUGCAUGGUUGAUAUUCUUUUGCAAAGUUCAACGACCAACACGAAGUGAUAUCUAGCCAGUAUUGAAACCAAUACUGUAUACUCUGUGAUUAACACAUUGUGAACAUUGUCAAAAUGUUUUUACAUGUUACUCCUCAGCACUCCUAUUUUAAUUACAGUGGACUAAGAGCAUGA